This is a messenger RNA of Chionomys nivalis (European snow vole), 885 nucleotides long. It is a transcript of the gene Ovca2, whose product is annotated as OVCA2 serine hydrolase domain containing. The coding region runs from base 1 to 885 and encodes 294 amino acids. The record is from RefSeq and is a predicted model, not a curated record. NCBI's taxonomy places the organism in Eukaryota, Metazoa, Chordata, Mammalia, Rodentia, Cricetidae. Gene Ontology annotation, cellular component: nucleus; cytoplasm. The transcript has a single exon. Gene Ontology annotation, biological process: response to retinoic acid.
AUGGCGUCGCGGCAGCCCCUGAGAGUGCUGUGCCUCGCGGGCUUCCGGCAGAGCGAACGGGGCUUCCGUGAGAAGACUGGAGCGCUGAGGAAGGCGCUGCGGGGCCGCGCAGAGCUCGUGUGCCUCAGCGGGCCACAUCCGGUCCCCGAGGCAGCGGCUCCCGAGGGCGCCAGGCCAGACUCCGGUGAGACAAGCCUGCUCCGGAAAUGCCCCGCAACUUACCGGCCCCCUCAACACAGCGGACCUCCCGGUUCUCACCCAGGCUCCAGCCUGCGAUCCCUGAUCUUCUCCUUUAUCUGUGUCCAAUCCCUCUCAAGCUUGCCCUCCCCUUUCUCCCCGGCCCCCUCUAACCCUGGUCCCGUGCUCUUCUCCCAUCUGCUUCUAGGGCCCUGUGCUCCGGAGGAGCAGCCUCGAGGCUGGUGGUUUUCCGAACAGGAAGCAGAUGUUUUCUCCGCGCUGGAAGAGCCUGCGGCGUGCAGGGGUUUGGAGGCGGCCCUGGAAACGGUGGCAAAAGCCCUGGACUCGCUGGGGCCUUUUGACGGACUUCUUGGCUUCAGCCAGGGGGCUGCACUAGCCGCUUUUGUUUGUGCCCUGGGUCAGGCAGGCGAUCCCCGCUUCCCCUUGCCGCGAUUUAUCAUACUUGUGUCGGGGUUCUGCCCCCGAGGCCUUGGCCUUAAGGAAUCCAUCCUACAGAGCCCCUUGUCACUACCUUCGCUUCAUGUUUUUGGGGACACUGAUCGAGUCAUCCCUUCUCAGGAGAGUAUGCAAUUGGCUAGCCGAUUUCUUGGGGCUGUCACCCUCACCCACUCUGGCGGACACUUCAUCCCAGCAGCUGCAUCCCAGCGUCAGGCCUACCUCAAGUUCUUGGACCAGUUUGCAGAGUGA